Molecule: messenger RNA, 924 nt
Organism: Oikopleura dioica
Lineage: Eukaryota; Metazoa; Chordata; Appendicularia; Copelata; Oikopleuridae
Source: the annotation of a GenBank genome assembly
AUGUCUACCACGUCGGAUUUGGACCGUCAAAUCGAACAGCUCCGAAGAUGCGAAAUAAUCAAGGAGUCGGAAGUAAAGCAGCUUUGCGCCAUGGCUCGGGAAAUUCUUGUUGAAGAAUCAAACGUCCAGCGAGUCGAUGCCCCAGUUACUGUUUGCGGAGAUAUUCACGGACAGUUCUACGAUUUAAAGGAACUCUUCAAGGUGGGAGGAGAUGUGCCAGAAACAAAUUAUUUAUUCCUUGGCGAUUUCGUCGACCGAGGCUUCUACUCUGUCGAAACUUUUCUGCUGCUUCUAGCUCUCAAGGUUCGAUAUCCCGAUCGAAUCACUCUCAUCAGAGGAAACCACGAGUCCAGACAGAUUACCCAGGUCUAUGGAUUCUACGAUGAAUGUCUCAGAAAGUACGGAUCCAUCACCGUCUGGAGAUAUUGCACAGAAGUGUUUGACUACCUCAGUCUCUCUGCAGUAAUUGACAACAAGAUUCUCUGCGUCCACGGAGGCUUGAGUCCUUCGAUUUCCAGUCUCGACCAGAUCAGAACUAUCGACAGAAAACAAGAAGUUCCCCACGACGGCCCAAUGUGCGACCUCCUCUGGUCCGAUCCAGAAGACACCACUGGAUGGGGCGUUAGUCCCAGAGGAGCUGGCUUCUUGUUCGGCUCUGAUGUCGUUCGUGAAUUCAAUCGCACAAAUAAUAUUGAUCUGAUUUGCCGCGCGCAUCAGCUUGUAAUGGAGGGAUACAAAUGGCACUUCGAUGAGACUGUUUUAACCGUUUGGUCGGCGCCGAACUAUUGUUACAGAUGUGGAAACGUAGCGGCAAUUUUGGAACUGGACGAGACGCUUCAAAGAGGCUUCACAAUCUUCGAGGCUGCUCCGCAAGAAGUGCGCGGCGUCCCGGCGAAGAAGCCAGUUCCAGACUACUUUUUGUAA